AUGGAAAUCACCGAACUUGUCAACAACAAGGAGCGCUACCGCCGCUUCUACUGCAGUUGGAAGACCUGCGAGAAGGGAUUCAACCGCAAGUCGGACCUCAUCAGACACUUCCGAAUUCAUACCAAUGAGCGGCCGUACCCAUGCCCAGCACCGGGCUGCGAGAGGAGUUUCAUCCAAAGAAGUGCGUUGACUGUGCACCUCCGUACGCAUACUGGAGAGAAGCCAUACGAGUGUCAGUAUCCUGGAUGCUACAAGCGAUUCGCCGAUUCUUCCAGUUUUUCGCGCCAUCGACGGGUGCAUUUGGGCAAACGUCCGUAUACAUGUGUCAUUGAGACCUGUCGGAAAAGGUCAGUCACAAAUUUCGACUUCCCUGGCGACUUGAGUCCGAGCUAA
Molecule: messenger RNA, 393 nt
Organism: Colletotrichum phormii
Lineage: Eukaryota; Fungi; Ascomycota; Sordariomycetes; Glomerellales; Glomerellaceae
Exons: 3
Coding region: 1-393 (130 amino acids)
Biological process (GO): regulation of transcription by RNA polymerase II
Cellular component (GO): nucleus
Molecular function (GO): RNA polymerase II cis-regulatory region sequence-specific DNA binding; DNA-binding transcription factor activity, RNA polymerase II-specific
Source: RefSeq, a predicted model, not a curated record